Messenger RNA from Colletotrichum aenigma, 831 nucleotides. RefSeq lists its product as uncharacterized. NCBI's taxonomy places the organism in Eukaryota, Fungi, Ascomycota, Sordariomycetes, Glomerellales, Glomerellaceae. Bases 1 to 831 code for a protein of 276 amino acids. The record is from RefSeq and is a predicted model, not a curated record. The transcript has 2 exons.
AUGCACGCUCCUAGUAUCGCCCAGGUCGCCACUCUUGGCAUGGCUUUCUUCGCCGCCACUUCCCGAUCUACCGACAUCUCCGGCGCCGGCAUGGCUCUGGAGCAACGUGCCCCCAAGACGUGCAAGCGCAAGAACGGCGUCUGCGUGGAGCCCGCCCCCGGAACCACCACCGGCACCAACCCCGACGUUGUUACCGUUGUAGCGAGAAGCCCGAAGGGAGGCGACGCGGCUUUGGACGAUUCCAACAACAACAAGGCCAACGGAAAGACGCCCAAGAGAGCCCCCAAUGGCGGUGAUGCUGCAGCUGAUGACGCCGGCAACAACAAGGCCAAUGGCAAGAACCCGAAGAGAAGCCCUAAGGGCGGCGAUGCUGCUGUGGAUGAUGCCGGCAACAACAAAUGCAACGGAAAGAACCCCAAGAGAGCCCCCAAGGGAGGCGAUGCCGCCGCCGAUGACGCCACCAACAACAAGGCAAACGGCAAGGCUCCCAGAACCGUAGGCGCCGACGACAGCAGCGCUUCCAAGUCCACCACCCAGGACGACAAGAACAACAACAAGGGCGCCUCGGGCCGCAAGGGCGGUAAGUCUAGCACCAAGUCCAGCGGCAAGACCACCACCUCCACGUCUGGCUCCGACGACAAGAGCACCACCAAGGUCGACGACAACGACAAGAACAAGUCUGGCAACAAGCGCAGCCCCAAGGGCGGCGACGCCGCUGCGGAUGAUGCCACGAACAAUAAGAAGGGUCACGCCCGCCGUCAGGAGGAUGGGGACGAGGAGGACUUUGACGUCGACUUCGAGGAGGAUGUUGAAUUUGACGAUGAGGAGUAA